AUGAGCCAUUCUACAACGGAGACGAAAGAAGCGACCGAAGCAUACAAAGAGACGAUGAGCGACGGAGCAAAAAGACGGCGCGAGAUCGAAGAUACUGGGGAGAAGGAAGAAAUAGGACGAGAUAGGGGCGAAAAGCCAAAAAUGAUAGUUGAGGAGGACAGAGACGUGGAUACAGAGGAAAAAGCGCAGGUGGUGGCGGUGGGAGACGACGGGCAGCAGUGUUCGAAUUGUGGAACCACGAAGACACCACUUUGGAGGAGAGCACCUGAUGGGACGUUGAUAUGCAAUGCGUGUGGAUUGUAUCUUCGGUCCAACAACAGUCACAGACCGGUAAACUUGAAGAGGCCGCCCAACACGAUUCGGGUUAUGAAAACGGAGGAAGGUUCGUGCAAAGGGGACGGGAGAUGUAAUGGUACGGGGGGCUCAAUGGCAUGUAAAGGGUGCCCAGCAUAUAAUAAUAGAGUGGUUGUGAAGCGAGACAUAACCAACGAAGCGAGUGAUAAGGAGGGCGACACGGACGGGAACAAGACGCCUGAAAAGGCGUCUUCACCAACGAGCACGCAUACUCCAGAAAACGAACCGAUGGCCAUUGCCUGCUUCAAUUGUGGUUCCACUAUCACGCCGUUAUGGAGACGGGAUGACGUAGGUAACACCAUUUGUAAUGCUUGUGGGUUGUACUACAGGCUACAUGGAUCACACAGACCAAUUAAGAUGAAGAGAAACACUAUCAAGAGGCGGAAGAGAAACAUGACCCUUAUCAAGAGGGACGAUUCGGAGGAAAGGUUGACUUCGCGUGCAUUAAACGAGCCUCAACAGCAGCCCGGAAUACAUCCUGGACAACAAACUCAACAACAGCAUCAACAACAGCAUCAACAUCAACACCAACAACAACAUCAACAGCAUCCCCAACCACAUCAUCAACCACAUCAUCAACCACCACAACAACAGCAUCAACACCAGGGUAUGCAGCCACCGAUGUUGGCCAUUCAACCUAGCCAUGUAUCGUUUUACCCCCCUUACAACGGAGGAAGAAUUCCAAAUGGUCCAGGACCUGUUCCAGGACCUGUGCCUCCAGGAUUUACAAACUACCCUCCUCCACAAUAUAUGUCUGGACCUCCAAUGGUUGCUCCUCCAUAUGGAUACAUGUACCCAUAUCCACCUCCACCGCAACAACAACCUCUGCCACAAGCCAUGCAAAUUCAACCUCAACUACCUCCACAACCUCAACCAAUACAGAACCAACAACUACCAUCCCGCCAUCACGAAUUGCCACCGUCAUCAAACUUACCAAUCAAAAACUACAAUCUGUCUAUAAAAUUACCCAUGAUCAAUAUUCAAAAUAAGAGGACUCCUGGAAUCAGUGCCCAACCGGACGAGCUUAGGAAACCUGAGGUCAAGAAGGUCCCCCAGGUUAAGAAGUCACCUGAGGUAAAGCGAACCUCGGCCAUUCAGAAUCCAGAAGCAAAGGAGACACCAGACUCUAAACCCAGAGAAAUUAUCCCUCUUCCUACAGUCAAGAAAGAAUCAGACAAAUGCUGUUCCAAGUGUAGGAGUACCACUCCUGUUGCAAUCGAUUUUACUUCUUCUUAUAAAUCAGAAUCUCCAAUUACCUUGCAAAACACUGAGACUGCAUCUACAAAAAGUACGUUGAAAAAGCCAACGGUUUCUACUCCAAGAGAUAAAUCUCCUGGUAUGUCAAUCGGAGGACUAUUGAACGAUAAAUAA
Debaryomyces hansenii CBS767 is the source of this 1725-nucleotide messenger RNA. RefSeq names its product Sfu1p (gene SFU1). Bases 1 to 1725 code for a protein of 574 amino acids. Gene Ontology annotation, molecular function: RNA polymerase II cis-regulatory region sequence-specific DNA binding; zinc ion binding; DNA-binding transcription factor activity, RNA polymerase II-specific. Gene Ontology annotation, biological process: negative regulation of transcription by RNA polymerase II; positive regulation of transcription by RNA polymerase II. NCBI's taxonomy places the organism in Eukaryota, Fungi, Ascomycota, Pichiomycetes, Serinales, Debaryomycetaceae. The record is from RefSeq and is a predicted model, not a curated record. The transcript has a single exon.